AUGUUUACAGAAAAAUUUUUGCUCAAACCUUUUUCGCGACCUUUUUCGUUCUCUUUGCUAACAAUGGAGUUUAUCGUCGCUCCUCGUGAGCUUAUCGUCGCUCUUCGUGAGCUUAUCGUCGCUCCUCGUGAGCUUAUCGUCGCUCCUCGUGAGCUUAUCGUCGCUCCUC
Molecule: messenger RNA, 169 nt
Organism: Funneliformis caledonium
Lineage: Eukaryota; Fungi; Glomeromycota; Glomeromycetes; Glomerales; Glomeraceae
Source: the annotation of a GenBank genome assembly